AUGGAUUCAGUAAAUGGCAAAAUAACGAAAUUCAGUGUAGAUUGGCUAGACACGAAAGUAGAUCAAUGGAGUCAGAAGGAAAAGGGGAAUCUCAAGCCGACCAAGGUUGACUGUCAAACGGAAUAUCACUCAAAGAAGGAAAUUGAAGAUAUCGAGGAGGAAACUGGAGAAAAGCCAAAAGUGAAGAACACUUUUCGUACACGAAAGUUCAUCGCUUAUGAGGAUCGCAUUCGAGCCUAUUCGACCCCAGACAAGAUAUUCCGCUACUUCGCCACGCUGAAGCGUGUAGACGAGGACGGCACUUCAGAGGUCUUUAUGACUCCAGACGACUUCCUUCGCGCCAUCACACCCGGUCUGAAACAGCCUGAUGGGUUGGAUCUCGAUGCUUUUAUCAAAUUCGAUCCCAAGAAGGACCAGUUGAAUCUGAACAUUCCGAAAGACUCAAUCUUCUAUUGCUUUGGCAAUAACGCUCUGAUUUCGUUCACCGACUUUGUUUUUCUCCUAACCGUGAUAUCCACACCUCAACGACAAUUUGAAAUUGCCUUCCGCAUGUUUGAUAUCAAUGGAGAUGGUGAAUUGGAGGCCAGUGAAUUUGAUGUGGUUCGUGGAGUCAUUCUCGACACCACGGCUAUGGGUCGUCGACAUCGAGAUCACUCUACAACAGGCAGCACCUUGAAAUCGGUGAGCCAAAGUGCUCUACACGACUACUUCUUUGGAUCAGAUGGAAAGCAGAAGUUGAAAAUCUCCAAGUUCUUGGAGUUUCAGUCUCGACUUCAAGAGGAGAUUACUCAGCUAGAGUUCAAGAGGCUACAGCAAGAUACGCGGGUAAGUGCGUGCACGGCCGAGCGCAUGAUCACCCCACUUUCAACUGCCUCUAGGUUUGAACGCUACGCCCCCAAAGAGGGACGAAUUACGGAGCAAGCUUUUGCCAAGUCUUUGCUCACUUAUGCAGGGUUCUCGGAGAACAAGCGACGACUAAUGUUGCGACGAGUGAAGAAGAAGUUCCCAGAGGAUGAUAUCGAAACUUCUGUGGGUAUCACAUUUAAAGAAUUCCUCGAUUUCACCUGUCUUCUGCGUUGCGUCUCGGAGUUGGACACAGCGCUCACUUUUCACACCCUGGCUGGUGCCGCCAUCGAUCCGGCCACCUUCCUCCAUGUCUCGAAGGUUGUUGCUCACGUCGAGUUGACACCCCAUCUUGUGGAUGUCGUGUUCACACUGUUCGACGAAAAUGAUGACGGUCAGCUGAGCUACAAGGAGUUCGUGCAGGUGAUGAAGAAUCGCCUAUUUCGAGGUCUGGACAAACCGAUGGACACGGGAUUCAUCCGCUUCCUCAACGCUAUCGUUUACUGCGUCCAACAUGAGAUUCGGCGAAGGCUGGAUUGA
This is a messenger RNA of Echinococcus granulosus, 1383 nucleotides long. RefSeq names its product Calcium-binding atopy-related autoantigen. The record is from RefSeq and is a predicted model, not a curated record. Gene Ontology annotation, molecular function: calcium ion binding. Bases 1 to 1383 code for a protein of 460 amino acids. Gene Ontology annotation, cellular component: uniplex complex. Gene Ontology annotation, biological process: mitochondrial calcium ion homeostasis; calcium import into the mitochondrion. The transcript has 9 exons. Lineage: Eukaryota; Metazoa; Platyhelminthes; Cestoda; Cyclophyllidea; Taeniidae.